UUCCACCAGUAAGUGAUUGAACGUCGGCGCGUACGCAUCUCGGCAUUAGUUUCGAUCCGAGGCCUGCAUCAUCCGGUGGUGAAGUUAUAUAAAAAAAUAGCAGAGAGCAAAUUUUCUAUUUUCACUCUCCCGGUGCAAGUCGUCAAGUCGUAUCGUGCGAUCGAAGAAGUUUCACCUGGAACUUGUACUUGUUGAAUCUUUUUUUGGUUUGUUUUAAAUACUUUAACUCCAAAACGAAGAAAGAAGUGAGUGAAAAUAGUGAAAAGUGUUCAGGUGGAUAUGAUAGUGCUGGUCAAAUUUUUGUUCACCACCAAAAAUCAUCCAGACUUUUCGGCUUAGCUCGCUGCUCUCUCUCUCUACUCAGCUCACAAGAAAAAGAACAUUUGACAAUCUACCACAAUCUGCUCCAGUAUGGCCUCGAGUCCUUCGAAUAGAUUUCGCAGCGGCCGAAACAUGCCAUCAUGGGUGACUGAAAGCAGUGAUCGUGUUGGUCCACCGCCACCACCGCCGCCGGUCAAUAAUGAUCCUGAGUAUGAGGUCAUCGAUGUGGCAAACCAGCAGCAAUAUUCCAAUGCACCACCUCCAGUACCACUCAAAUCGCCAGACAUCAAACGGCUUACCGUGAUGAAGUGUGAUCUUUGUGGUUCGGUCGCACCCGUAGUACGCUGCGAGCAAUGCGAUCAGAAUCUGUUCUGUGUGUCUUGCGAUGAUCGCUAUCAUCGACACCCGAAACGGCAAACACAUGUCAGAAAGCCGAUUGAACCACCGGCGGUUGUGUCGCCGGCACCCAACAUGGUGAAACCGCCCCUCCCACCAAAGGGUGAGGCCGGAUCGAGCGGGCCACUGCCGCCGCCGAGAAGGAACAAACGCCCCGGAAGCUUCCACUUUCCCAGUCCUAUGUUUGGCCGCAAGCAGGACCAGCAGACAAUCCCCACGACAGUACCGCAAGGACAGCCGGAGCAGCAGCAACAGCAGAAACCGCCUCAACCGCCACCGAGUCCGGCACUUUCCUUGCGGGAAAAGAUGAACUCUCUCAAGCGCUUCAUACAUCCGUCGAACAGGCCCUUACCUGAUCCGCCGGAGAAUAAAAUUCACUCUUCCAACUCAUCUCUGGACACCGUUUCGAAACGAUCGCCUUCUGUUGGCCCACGAUCCGUUUCGACCACGAUGGAAAAGAUCCAGAACAAUACAGCCGCUACCCUGGAUCGGAUGACGUUGCUGCAGCAGCGCUACCGACAGCACCAAGAGGCGAUGAAGUCGGAUGGAGAUCGCAGCAGACGGGCGAGUCUUACGUCCAACACGGACCUACAGUCAUCCGCCACUGAAUCAUCAAACAGCUUCCGUACCAAGCCAACAGGUGCUUUUCAGCAGCAUCAACAGCAGCAACAGCAACCGUUCCAUGCGAUGCCACCUUCGCAACAGGUGCACUCGAGGUGGCUUAACCCGCCGGCACCCAGAAUACGAUCUGGCAGUGUUGCUUCCGGCAUUAAUUUACUGUCCGUCCCGGGCAUACCUAACGGACCGGGCACAGGUUAUGUCCAGGAUCUGCGCACACCGGGCAAUAGUAAUGCACCGUCUAUCUCUCCUACACAGCACUCGGAGUUUGGUGAUCCGAUGCAACCGAUGCCGAAUGGGCCGCGAAGUCUCAGUACGUCGGUGUUUAAUCUACACCAGGCACCACCACCACAGCCUAAUAUGUGGGGCUUCAAUCCAUUGCAUCAGGCUCAGUCCAUGGCCCAUUUCAAUCCGAUGCAGUGGAAUCAAAUGAAUGCCUGGAUGGGACGUGGUUCGCAGAAUGGUUCUAACAUGAGUCUUAACUUACCGGCCCAACACGGUUAUCCUUCGCAAGAUCCUUCCGGUUAUCCGCCCGGAUGGGCUAACGCUUGGAAUGGCAUGUAUCCAUACCCGAUGGGCAUGAUGCCGAUGAUGCCAGGUGUCGCUAUGCCACCGCCAAGAUCUCGAGCCAACUCACGAUCCCGGGCCGCUUCACCAGCGCUCAGCAUCAAGUCACGCAAAUCCACCAUGUCAAUGCGCAACCUCAACCGAAACAGUUUCAUUGACGAUCUUACCGACGACGAAGAUUCGGACGAUGGAUUCCAUCGUGCCCGCGGACGAGGCGGUGAUCGGAGGCGCCGGGAACGGCUCAACUCUACCAGCAGUAUGGACUUCGAUGAACCUGAACCACCGACACAAUCCUUUGUGCGUGCGUCCAGUGUAAAGCAUUCACGCUUUAACCGAGAACGUCGUGGUGGUGGAUCGUCUGCCCGAUCAUUGAUUGAUUAUCCGGUAUCGCGGAAGAUUACCGCUCCGGCCGCACGCUACGAUCGGGAAGAGAUGGUAAGGGAUCGGUUCGAUAAAAUGGCCCUCUCAUCGCCUCGUAAAGAGCCUUCCGAUUCCUUUACGAACGAGUCCGAUGUAGAGCCGGAGGGUCGACGUGCUGCCUCCAAUCGUUCGCGCUCAGGAAACGAAAGCCUCAGCUCUCCGCGCAAGAUCAACUCGGACUCCUUGACGAACGAUUCCGAUGCGGACUUUGAGCGAAGACGGCAAGCUAAACUGAAAGCGGCACAGAACAAUCUUACCGCCGCGCGACGCAUGACUUCCGACUCGCAUACGAACGAUUCCGAGCCGGAUCAGGAUCGUCGCCGGCAGCAGAAGACUAAGGUUGCACCAGUGCCAACAACCAAGAAGCCCAUACCAAGCUCCGAUUCAGAUGGGCGUGAGAAACAGCGACGAAAGAGUGACACCAAGCCGGCUGGAAAAGUUGUCACUAGCACGCCCAAGAAGAUACCCUCCGAUUCACACACACCGGAUACGGAUGGUUCGGAGCAGAGGCGCCGGUUCGCAUCCAAACAGCAGCGACAGCGCAAGAACUCGAGCACCGAGUUUAUCGCCAACGAGUCGGAUGAUGAAAAGCCGCGAAAGACGACCAAUUCGGAACAGGUGGUAAAUGGACUGCUGGAGUUCCGUACCAUCUCCCCAACGAAAUCGGAUUCCGACGAGCAGCGGCAUCUGAAAACGGUCGAGAUCAAGAACAUCAUUAACGACACCCGGUCAGAAGUGGACUACGAGCGUACGGACAUCCCGGAAGAUUCACCGCCACCACCAGCACCAGUCACACCGGAUCGUGAGUGGGAGUGUGAGUUCUGCACCUACGUUAACGAGCCCGGUGUGAAGAUAUGCGCUAUCUGCUGCAAAACUGCCACCAUCAGCGUAGUGAGUGGAGCGCCCAGAGCUGACUCCGAUCUUCACACACGCUCACCACCACCGGACAUCGUACAGGAGACGCCACAGGUUACCGAGGUGAAACUGCAAAUUGUACCGCCCCAGAAGUCAACCAACGGUAAGACCCAAGCAGAACCGAAGAAGAAAGAUAUUGACGACGAGAUGGACACCGAGAUGGACCAGGUUGUUGAGGGCGAGGUUUUCAAGUCAAGUAGAGAUGAAGAGCUGAACGAUUUCGAACGAUCGGCAAUGAAGCAAACAGUUGGGGUUCAGCGAAACCUUCCACCGGAAGUUGAUCGCGUUGAGAAAAAGGUUGUUAAAGAAAAGGUAUCCACAGGUUGUGGUCCUUCGCCGCCAAGAGAAAUUGUUGGGCCUUGUGAUACUCAAGCAGCGGGAGAAGAACGAUCACGGUCUAGGGCUUCGAUCGGGACAUCACCACCACCGCAAGACAUGUCUACGCAGACGUAUGAUUCAUUUGAGCAGGUGCGUCAUGACAUUGCCACACAGCAGCAAUCUGUCGAUAAACCAGACGCUGAAACUACUCAGGAACAAACCUUAACAUCUUCAGCGCUGUACAAGCGAUCAUAUUCGCUCGCAACACCGCAACUGCUUGAAGUUGAACGUCCCGCCAGUCGCAACAGCAUCUCUAGUGAUACGCAGAGUCUACCGCCAUCACCACACGAACUUAGCCCACAGCCAGCGAGUCUGCAGAGCUCGGCACGUUACCACGCAAACCAAGCACUUAAUCAAACGUCCCAUCCGACUCAAUCAUCCACAUCUCAUCGCUAUAGUCAACAGCAGGAUGAAAGCCUCUCCUACCUGGACCGUGCCAUCCAUCAGAUCAUUCAAACGGCCGCUAAUCAGACACUCGGUGCUACGGGUCGUUCCGCUGCUGUUCCCGAGGAGAACAUGUACCGUACAUUUAACGAUCUACGCCACAUAGAUUCAAAGACGCCGGCCAAGCUGCCGGUUGUUAGUGGAAACGUACCACCAAAGCAACCAACGCAACCAACAACGAUGGACGAUCAUCAUGAUCCAGAAGAUAUGCCACAGUUUAAAGAGCAAUCGAUAGAAUUGCAAAAUGGGUCCACACUAAAGGAAGAACCUUCGGAGAUGACAUUGCUAUUGCGGGAAGCAGAACGAUAUCAUUUUACGGCCGAAGAGUUGCAGGCGGCUAUGAAUCACUGUGGCGAGAAGCAUCCAGUCCAGUGGCUUCGGAGCAAUUGGAACAAGCUGAUCGAAACGGUACAAACGUUGGCCACUAAAUAUGGGCAUGAGAAGCGGGAAAACACCAUCGGCACUAUCUCAACCGUGGAAGCCCGGGAAGCGUUGAAGAUGCAUAAGGGCAACAUCUGGCGUGCGAUCACCGAAUGUAUUGAGCAGCGUCAGCGCAAGUAUCGCGAGAUCGCUUCGAAGGGAAACUUCACGCGGGAAGACAUCGUCACUAGCUUGACAGCGCACCAUGGUAAUCUGGAACUGGCAAUGGUUGAGCUAAGCAAAACCCAGCUCAAACCAUUCCUGAUGCGCAUCUGGGGCCCACCGAGCGGGGCCGAUAAUGAUAGUGGCAACUUGCUGCUGCACCAAGCGCUCCAAGAGGAUCGCACUGGAAUCAGCAGCGAAAUCCAACAGUUUAUAAGUGCUCAUGUAGAACAAGAGCUACUGGGAGUAGCAACAACAGAUAAGGAAAGACAAGCACCGGAGCCUGAGUUACCUAGUGUGACAGAACAAAUGAAGAAAGAAGAUACCGAACCGGAAUUACAGGAGCUAUGUGAGCUGGAAAACACCGCCGCAGCAUUACCGUCGGAUGAAGAACAACGUGAAGAGGUAUGUGAAGUGCAAACGGCAACCACUUCCAAUACGGAAAUUCUGAAGGAUAUUGAGGCGUUGAUUAUGCAAAUGGAACGGAAACAAGAAUCCACGAACGGAUCGGUUCUGCGCAACAUACAGCAACUUCUCAGCCAGCUUGUAGACGGUGAACACAGCUCCAGGUCUCCAUCCGCUACAUCGAUACGUUCGCAGUCGGAGGAUGGUGCCUCCCCGACAACACCACCAACUCCCACUGGUCAGAAAGCUAACGCCAAAUCAACCGCUUCCAAAACUAAAACCGAAAGUAAAAAGAAAUCCACCAGCGCCACAUCUCCCACGACCGAUUCGACCGGUCGACGGCCAUCGAUCACGCGCAAAAAAUCCAUCGGUGGUGUGUUUGGACCAGUGCAAACGAACACGGUCAAGAACAUGCAGAAAGAGUUCCUCAGUAAAGCGAAAGAAUCGCCCAAACCGAGCACAUCCAAGGUUACACCCAAACCGGCCAAGCUCGUCCAACCGAAGGCGUUUACAGCUCGCUCAUCAGCUACACCGCCCGCUUCUACCAGCAAGGCAGCCACACCCGCUUCGGAAGAUCCCGGUACAUCGGCCCGAUCCACUCCUGGGCCGAGCGAAGCGAUCGAACCGAUGCCGGGAACUUCGCGCGACACAACGUACAUGUGCGAGAAGAUGCUUAAGAAGAAAUAUCGCGAAACGUGCUUCAGCGAUGAGUACCAAACGACGGACGAUGAGGAUGAAAGCCGAAUGACGAUCACGGAAAGCGAGCGUACCAUUAUCAAGAGCCUGGUGAAACCGUACGAACCAAACAGUGAGCCGCCAGAAAUCCAAGCGCAGCAGUUGUUAGAAGAUGGUUUGGUGCAAACUCUCGCCCAAGCAGAGCUCGCAGUUCAGCUGAUAGAGCUACGAUACGCCAAAGAUAACGCAAUCUGGGCCUCUACGCAGUGUCACACGAUCGAUGAAGCGAAAGAUCUAUUACAAAAAGAAUGCGAACUCUGUCUCGGUAUAUUCCCUAUGAAUGAGAUCGUUUCAAUGCUCAAAUGUACUCACACUUGCUGCUUCGAAUGCGCCAAGGAGUACUUCACGCAAGAGAUCACCAACCGCUCGAUCACUAACUGUAACUGCCCAUACUGCAAAGAACCGGAUCUGAAUGGACCAGACGUAACGGAGGAUGACGUACUGGAGUACUUCUCCAAUCUGGACAUUCUGCUCAAGAACAUCGUCGAUGAGGAGGUGCAUGAUCUGUUCCAGCGGAAGAUACGUGACCGAACGCUAACGAAGGAUCCAAACUUCAAGUGGUGUGUCCACUGCUCGAGUGGAUUCUUCGCUCGGCCUAAGCAACGACGGCUAGUCUGUCCGGACUGUGGUUCAAUCACUUGCGCCUCGUGCCGUAAACCGUGGGAAUCGCAGCAUGAAGGUCUGACGUGCGAAAAGUUUGCCGAAUGGAAGGAAGCAAACGAUCCGGAACUGCAGGCUGAAGGUGUUCAGCGUCAUCUCCAGACCCACGGUAUUAGCUGUCCGAAUUGCAAGUUCCGCUACUCGCUAGCCCGUGGUGGUUGUAUGCACUUUACCUGCACACAGUGCAAGUUUGAGUUCUGUUACGGUUGCAACAAACCAUUCAUGAUGGGUGCCAAAUGUAACGUAUCACCGUACUGUGCCAAGCUGGGUUUGCAUGCUCACCAUCCGCGCAACUGUCUGUUCUACUUGCGCGACAAGGAACCUCGAGAUCUACAAAACUUGCUGCUGAUGAACAAUGUAUCGUUUGACACCGAACCGUCGGAACAAAUGAAACAGGAGCUGACGAAUGGAGAAGGUGCCAUCAUGAAGUGUCCCAUUCCACUGCAAAAGGAAACACCAGCCGGUCUGAUGGAUAUGAUCUGCAGUGCAGAUGUCCCCGACAAACAUGCCGGAUUGUGCAGACCGCAUUAUAUUGAGUACCUUAGCUUCCUGGUGACCCAAAAUAGCAUUGAUCCCAUCAACAUCCUCAAUGCGGACGAUCUCGAGUCGAUUGUGCGACGCGCUAACAAACGUAUGCCACCGCGCCCGUACGGCAUGGUGGAUGGCAUCUAUCGCGAAUAUUUGCUGCAGCUCGUUCAGGAGAAAAUUCCUCUUGACAAUUAGAUAGAUUGUUUCCGGCAUCUGCUACGUCCAACUAUCGUAUAGGAUAAGGAUUUAAUCGUUGUUGGUGGAAAUGUUACGUAUCCGCCAGCAUGAUACAUCUACAAGGAUGAUCAACAUGAACAUUACACGGGGCGCUUGGUUAAACUAAGUACUAUAUAUCAAAUAAAUCUAUCUUGGUAUUUCUUU
Molecule: messenger RNA, 7350 nt
Organism: Anopheles funestus (African malaria mosquito)
Lineage: Eukaryota; Metazoa; Arthropoda; Insecta; Diptera; Culicidae
Gene: LUBEL
Product: E3 ubiquitin-protein ligase lubel
Exons: 22
Coding region: 412-7164 (2250 amino acids)
Biological process (GO): protein linear polyubiquitination
Cellular component (GO): LUBAC complex
Molecular function (GO): K63-linked polyubiquitin modification-dependent protein binding; linear polyubiquitin binding; K48-linked polyubiquitin modification-dependent protein binding
Source: RefSeq, a predicted model, not a curated record